UGCAGGACAGGCCACUGCUUCUCCGGUGACUACUAUACUUCGUUCAUACGUUCGAAAUCAAGGGCUUGCGCGUGCGGAAAACGGUCCCAAACUCGACGUCAAUUUACAGUCGAAUAUCCCCUCCAUGCUACCGUACGCCGGAGCAUCUGCAAGCCGGGCGCUGACAUUCCACUCGCGGACGUUCUAGGCACGCAGAAGGUAUUCCGAGCCCUAGCCCAACUCUUUCGAGACUCGAAAGCCUUCAGAAAG
Molecule: messenger RNA, 249 nt
Organism: Coniophora puteana RWD-64-598 SS2
Lineage: Eukaryota; Fungi; Basidiomycota; Agaricomycetes; Boletales; Coniophoraceae
Exons: 1
Source: RefSeq, a predicted model, not a curated record